Molecule: messenger RNA, 1597 nt
Organism: Sebastes umbrosus (honeycomb rockfish)
Lineage: Eukaryota; Metazoa; Chordata; Actinopteri; Perciformes; Sebastidae
Product: claudin-8-like
Exons: 1
Coding region: 220-1311 (363 amino acids)
Biological process (GO): cell adhesion; bicellular tight junction assembly
Cellular component (GO): bicellular tight junction; plasma membrane
Molecular function (GO): structural molecule activity
Source: RefSeq, a predicted model, not a curated record
UUACCCCCAUUGCCCUGAGCCAACCAGGUGACAGCUAAGCAUUUUUCCCACAACAAACCACCUCUUACACCAUACAAACUGCAUCAGAUGAGAAGAUCCUCCCUGCCUUGGACACGUCUCUGACUCAGACUCUGAGAUGUUAUACUAAAGCAUCAGAAUUUACUGUUAACGAAGGCUAAUUUUGAAUUUGGACACAACUGAACUCUUGUAGACUGCACAAUGGUUCAAGGUGUUUCAGAGAUUGCUGCAUUGUGUGUUGGCCUGAUUGGGCUGAUCGGGGCGGCAGCUACUACAGGGAUGCCCAUGUGGAAGGUGACAGCUUUCAUUGGGGAAAACAUAAUUGUGAUGGAAACCCGCUGGGAAGGCUUGUGGAUGAACUGCUUCAGACAGGCCAACAUCAGGAUGCAGUGUAAGGUGUACGACUCCCUGCUGUUCCUGCCUCCGGACUUACAGGCAGCCAGGGGGCUGAUGUGCUGUUCUCUGGCCCUGUCGGGGCUGGGGCUCCUUGUGGCUCUGGCAGGAAUGCGUUGCACAUCCUGUAUUCAGGAUAAUGAUCGGGCUAAGACCAUAAUCUUGACGGUUGCAGGUGGUAUGCAGUUCAUGGCCUGUAUCUGUGUCUUUAUCCCUGUGUCGUGGACAGGUCAUGUCAUCAUUAGAGAUUUUUACAAUCCUUUGCUAAUUGAUGCCCAGAGGAGGGAGCUGGGAGAGGCUCUCUAUAUUGGUUGGGUGACCGGCGCCUUCCUUUUCGCCUCAGCCAUGUUGUUCAUCUGCCGCCGUAUACCCUCAGACAAAGACUCAUUCGAUGUGUACCGCCAAGCCAACUUGCUCAGUUACAAGCCAGCACCCAGCAACCCAAAUCUAAUGAGGUAUCACCCCAUGUCGAGUGUUUCCAGCCUUCCAUCUACUGCAUACCAUCCUUCUCUGCAGAACAAUGGCUAUGUUGGACAACAACUUGCGACGCCACUGCAAAACAUCCAGCAAGUAAUGACAAAUGAUGGAGCAUUAAUCAGCCCUCCUGUUGUCUAUAACCCGGGUCUGCCUGAAAAUGCAUCAUUGUUUCAUCAAGGUAGCAUGGCUCACCAUUCCUCCAUGCGGAGUUCUAACCACGUUGGAAGCCUGUAUACACCAGGCAACUCCUUUUACAUAAGCCAAAACACAACGCCAUAUUCACCGGCUUAUAUCGGCAAUCCUACUGCGUCCUACCAGUCCAGUUUUCAUCCGGUUCCACACACUCCUGUUUUUAUAGGAUAUAAAACAUCAAGAAUUCAACCAGAUUCUCACAGUGGGAGCAGUGCUGGUGUAUACAUAUAAACACAAAUCGUGAGUGAGUUUUUAUAGCUGGUUAUACUUUUACAGACACAAAGCACUAUGCUUUUCAUCACAAGCUAAUUUAAACUGCUCUACAUUAGUGGAAAGAUGAAGGUAAAUUGUUUCCUCUGCUUAACAUUAUCCUGAUGCCUAGACUAAAUAGCGUGUUCAUCUUUUUUCUACUAUUAAUCGUGUAGUUUGUAUUGUGCAAAAAACUAAAUAUGGUAUACAGGUUGAACAUUACUGCUGUUGUUGUUGGUGUAAAUAAAGGUGACGUGCUGUUUUCAUG